This is a messenger RNA of Rasamsonia emersonii CBS 393.64, 2412 nucleotides long. RefSeq lists its product as uncharacterized. The transcript has a single exon. Bases 1 to 2412 code for a protein of 803 amino acids. NCBI's taxonomy places the organism in Eukaryota, Fungi, Ascomycota, Eurotiomycetes, Eurotiales, Trichocomaceae. The record is from RefSeq and is a predicted model, not a curated record.
AUGGCAAUAUGGCCGUUUGGUCGCAAGGGCAAGCGGCCCAGGAGUCAGAUGAAGGCCUCGGACAAGGCUGAGGGCACGCUUUCGUCCCAACCUCCCAUUCUCUCUCCCGUGCCCCAGCAGCAGGGCUUCGUGACCAGAAAGCCGUCCAGAAAACGAUCCAAACGUGAGAAGAGUCACCCCCGAAGCGCUCCUGCGGCCGAGUCCCCGUCAUCGCGACGCGCAGCCCCCCCGAUAUCUCCGACCGGCGAGCCAUUGCCCUCGUCUCGAAGUCGUGCUGACCAUCCCGUGUCGUUGUCCGAUUCCUUCAGCAUGAGUCAGGAACAUUUCCAUGCGACCCCCAUGUUGCAGAAGCGGCGCAGCGGCUCCUCGAAAGGGACGCUGAAAAAGAGGCUGAGCAAGCGUUCAGCACGAGACCUGGCUCGAGAGCAGGAAAUCCGAGAAAUGAGUUCUUCUCCUCUUCCGGGUCGUGAAUACCACACGUGGGAUGUUCGGAGAGGCCGCAGCGCUCUCAGCCGGCAUACCGAUCGCCAUGCGUCCGACUACAGCCUUUUCAUCCACGAUUCCGCUCGAUCCUCCAUCUCAGAGUACUCCGACUCUUACGCCUACAAGGUCAAUGCCCUUGCUGUCUUCGCACCGCGUCCUGUGAUUCGAUAUGCAGACUCCUCGAAAUACCACAUGCCCAGAAGCCAGAACCCGUCUGCAAAUUCCAUGCGAAAGGACAAAAGACCGUUCCUAGAAGACAAUGACGCGCAUUCGUCAAAGAGGGUCGCAGAGCUCGCGGACGACAUGGAUGCUCCCGCCUUGAGAGAGCUCCUCGAGAGGGAUCGCCGUCGAAAGGAAAAGAAGCGCCAGGAGGAACAGGAGAGACUCCAGCGCCGGCUCCAACGCCGAGCGGAGCGUCAGCGAGAGGAGGAGAGACGACAGGCGGGUGGUCGCGAGCAGGCGGAUGUUGAUCCGGAGGAACUGCGCGGUAGAGACCGCACGGAGACCAGCACCACAUCCACCGCGCACAGGGUCCAGCCCGAGCCAGGUCCACAGGCUGGCGUCUCUACAGAGCAGUCCGGUUCGUGGUUACGAGGCCCCUCCAGAGACAGUGAAACCCGAAGCAACCGUCUCUCCGAGGUGUCCGCCCAUGUAAUUGGAAACAUCGACGACCGGUCGAUUCGCGCCGGCAAAACAGGCCAGGCAUCAUUGAAGGGCCCUGUGUCGCCGUCUCGGUCCCCAGUUUCACAGGAUCGUGCCAGCACGAGUGCUUCCCAGCUUCCUUGCGGAGCUCGUGAAUCCAUCUCCGACCUUUCGCACCUCUCCCGCACGGGCGAUUCCGAAAGACGCUUGUCGGACUACAGCGGCAGGCGCCUGGCUUCGUGGACGUCGUUCUUCCGUCGCGGAAAGAGAGAUUCUUCGGAGCGUGGCCGACGUCCACCUUCUGAAUUCUCCAACGCCUCUGGAGAGUCUUUUUCGAGGGCGCAGCAUCCUGCUGCCGUGGCUCCUCCCGCCAUUCCGGAGAGAAGCUUCCUCCGGACUGGGACCGUCCGUCGUACGCAGUCGAAGUUCACGGAGCACCUCGGGGAUUACCCCAUCUCGCCGCCCGACUCACGCAUUCAAUCGCCAACGCCCCAAGGUCUGGAAACCGUUGCGGACACGUCUCCUCAUCCAGACCAGAUCAGCGAAGGCCUUGACGAGCAGAUGGCGGCCGCCAUCAGCCAUCCUUCCCCUGUCGAUACCGAACCCGGGCACGAUGACCAAGGUCCGAGCCGCCCUCUAUCCUGGGAAGCGAGCAGUCGUGGCACGGGCCCCGACAGUGCCUUCCUGUCCCAGUCACUGGCGUCGAUCGACUCGGAAGGAUCGUGGAUGUCUGGAAAGUACCUGCGUCGGAUUUCCCAGGCUGCACACACUCCUCCUGUCCGACGCAGUACGAGUUUCGUAAAGAACAGGCUCGAUGAGUAUGAGGAAUUCAAAGAGGGUGACAACCCCAGUGAGGAUGAACGUCACGAGUCGCGUGAUUCCGUCUCUGGACUCCGAGCAAGCAGCAGUGCAGUGGGCCUUGAAAAUGGAGGCGACUGCGACGCUUCUUCAACACCCGAUCCAGCCGAGAAAGAGGCCAACGAAACCUGGCACGCCGGACUGGCGCGGCGACCGACGCUGGUGCGUCCGCGGGACCGGCCCAAGUCGAAGGAGGGGUUGCUCAACGACGUCCAGAUGAUGGAUGCAUCUGCUGAAGGUGAUGUCAGCCCGAGAGAAGGCAGCCCCGUGGAGGAGGAAGCAGUUGAGAUCCGGCGCGCCACCAGUGUCGACAUGGCCCGAGGACAUGGACAUGCGCGCCAGAUCAGCGCGGGAAGUGCCCGGCUGCUGGAGAUUCGCGGCCGGGCUUCUACCGAUUCGAGGCGAUCUCACUCGGUGGAACGGUCCUAA